AUGAGUGGAUUCAAAUCAGUAUUCAAGAAAUGGUGAGCUGUGACGCACUUUAUUAAUUAUGGAGUUAGAAAUGAACAUAAAUUAGCCCCAAAAAUUUAUUAUUGAAGAAAUAAGAAGCAAAAAACUCAUAUGCUGAUACUAGCAGCUUGGAUCGUAUGCAUAAUCUUGAUCCUUGAGAUAUUUUUGGUGAGUUUUAUAUUGAAAGAUAUAAAUAUUUUUAAUUUUUCUUUAUAA
Molecule: messenger RNA, 234 nt
Organism: Blepharisma stoltei
Lineage: Eukaryota; Ciliophora; Heterotrichea; Heterotrichida; Blepharismidae
Source: the annotation of a GenBank genome assembly